AUGAGCUACUCUCGCUUUACACAGUACGUUCAUUACAUUUACCCUGGCGUGAGACUUACGAGAACCGCUGAGGAUCUUCGUGACUGCUGUGUUCACCUCGAUAUUUUAUAUCAACAACCCGAUCUACCGGAGGAUGAGAAACAAGCAAUUUUACUCGAGAAAAAAACACACAUCGACGAAGCCAUCGUCCAGCGCCGAUUUAUUUCUUCCUUUAUCAAAGGAUACAUCACUUUACAUGCACCUGACCACAUGGAUUAUGGUGGAGGAAUUUCGAUGCCGUACUACGGCCAUUCCCGUCCGUCUGCAGACUAUUUCAACAGCAAUUUGAUGAUUCAAAACUUUGUCGUUGCGGACAUAACCCACGGAAUCAACAACGUGUAUUUCUAUGAUGAACGUGGCCAAGACAAAAAUGCAGAUGCAUUCUGCAGUCUCCGUCUUUUGUACCAUUUAAAAACUAUUCAACGCAAUGCAUGCAAUGGAGUUCCUGCAGCUGAAGUGAGUUUCAGUUUGCUGGGCUACUGCGUUGGUCAAAACAAAUCCAAAGUGGUGAUGAUUAUUGUGCUUCCUACUACCUGGUCACUCGCAUAA
This is a messenger RNA of Phytophthora infestans T30-4, 588 nucleotides long. RefSeq lists its product as uncharacterized. NCBI's taxonomy places the organism in Eukaryota, Oomycota, Peronosporomycetes, Peronosporales, Peronosporaceae. The record is from RefSeq and is a predicted model, not a curated record. The transcript has 3 exons. The coding region runs from base 1 to 588 and encodes 195 amino acids.